Messenger RNA from Malania oleifera, 947 nucleotides. RefSeq lists its product as uncharacterized. Gene Ontology annotation, biological process: mitochondrial respiratory chain complex IV assembly. The transcript has 3 exons. NCBI's taxonomy places the organism in Eukaryota, Viridiplantae, Streptophyta, Magnoliopsida, Santalales, Ximeniaceae. Gene Ontology annotation, cellular component: mitochondrial inner membrane. Bases 340 to 636 code for a protein of 98 amino acids. The record is from RefSeq and is a predicted model, not a curated record.
GGCCCAGCUCGUCCCCGCGCCGUCCAGAGUCCAGACCUUUGCAGGUUCCUUCUUCAUCGCUCGUUAUACGUGGCUUCACGCCCACCAUUUCUUUCCCUCCGCCACCUCCGAUGACUCCUAUGGCUUUUCUGUGAAAGUAAAGCACACCAAACACGCUGCCAAUUCACGAGACCCGUCUGCCGUUUCUGACCGGGUGGGGCCUCGUAUGGACCCGGGCGGGGCGGACCUCGUCGGGUCGCGCAAUAAAGCAUAAGCAUCCCCCCACCUCACGCCUCUGGUGCUCGUCCGUUCAUCACGAACAGAGCCAAGAACAGACUUAAAGAAAAAAGUAAGUUGAAAAUGGCGGAAGCGAAGAGCUCUAUGGAGUCCGUGAGGGAAUGGAUCGUGGAUCACAAGCUCCGAGCCGUUGGGUGUCUUUGGCUGAGCGGUGUAGUGGGUUCGAUUGCGUACAAUUGGUCCCAACCCAGCAUGAAAACCAGCGUCAAGAUCAUUCACGCCAGGUUGCAUGCGCAGGCCCUUACACUUGCAGCAUUAGCUGGAGCUGCAGUUGUUGAGUACUACGACCACAGGACUGGAGCGAAGGCAGAUCGAUAUGCAAAGUUCCUCAAUUUAGACGAAUAUUCACGCAAAGAUUGAAGGCAGGUCCUUACAGAGAAAUGCAUGAAUGAAAUUAAUCUCCAUUCAUUUUCAUCUCUUACUAUUGUCCCGGCCGAUGAGCAAUUUCGGUUACCUUUUGACAUAAUUGAAUCGAUAUAUAAUAGGAAUUAAAGUUGGGCUGUUGUUCAGCUGUGUAUUGCUUAUUAAGCAACCAGAGCUGUGUGUUUUGUUUUAUUACUAUGACACUUGUAUUGUGCUUCCCUUGCCUUUGGGACAAUGGAUUUCGUAGAUUAAAUUUGGUUUCAUGCUUAUUCAAAUAAAAAUAAUAGUAAUAAUGAUGUUUAUUAUUA